This is a messenger RNA of Candidula unifasciata, 1427 nucleotides long. NCBI's taxonomy places the organism in Eukaryota, Metazoa, Mollusca, Gastropoda, Stylommatophora, Geomitridae. The record is from the annotation of a GenBank genome assembly.
GAACCACACCUUAUGAUAUGACAGCUUCUGUAAAGAGUCCUUCGGGGGUCACUGAAGUGUGUGAUGUGGUCAGCCUGGAUGACUCCCACUACAGCAUUAAGUUUGUGCCCAAGGAGAUGGGUGUGCACACUGUCAGUGUGAAACACAAGGACAUGCAUAUCCCUGGCAGCCCCUUUGAGUUCACUGUUGGUCCCAUCGCUGGAGGUGGUGCCCACAAGGUUCAUGCAUCUGGACAAGGCUUGGAGAGGGGAGAGGUGGACGUACCAAAUGAAUUCAACAUCUACACCCGAGAGGCUGGAGCAGGAGGCCUGUCUAUUGCAGUGGAGGGUCCUUCAAAGGCUGAGAUUGAUUUCAAGGACAAGAAAGAUGGCUCCUGCCAGGUUUCAUAUAGAGUAGCAGAACCUGGUGAAUAUUAUGUGUCUGUUAAAUUCAACGAUGAGCAUAUCCCAGACUCCCCCUUCCGUGUGAGCAUCAGCCCUUCAAUUGGAGAUGCCAGAAAGCUCUCAGUGCAAUCCCUGCAAGACAGAGGCUUACAGGUCGGUAAGCCAGCCGCCAUUGUUGUCAACUUCAACGGUGCAAAGGGCAGACUUUCAGCCAAAGUAGUAUCCCCUUCUGGCACAGAAGAGGAAGCCCUGGUUCAGGAAGUUGAUGACGGAAGGUAUGCAGUCCGGUUUAUCCCUCGUGAAAAUGGUGUUCACACAGUCCAUGUUUUGUUUGACAACUACCACAUCCCUGGCUCACCUUUCAAAAUCUGUGUAGGCAAGGUCGAUGCUGAUGCCGGCAAGGUCACCGCUUAUGGUGAUGGUCUCAAAACUGGAAAGACAGGUCAAGUUGCCAAGUUCAUUGUCAACACUGUCAAUGCUGGCUCAGGAUCUCUGGCAGUGACUGUAGAAGGGCCUUCCAAAGUGAAGCUGGAGUGUAGAGAGAUUGAGGAAGGCUAUGAGUUUAGCUACAGCCCAACUGCCCCUGGCGAUUACUUGAUCUGCAUCAGGUAUGCUGGAGUCAACAUUGCUGGCAGUCCUUUCAAGGCUAAAAUUGAAGGUCAAGGACAGCCCAGUGCCAUGCAAGAGCAUGCCUCUGUGGUCGUGGAAACCGUCACCAAGACAAGCACCACCACAAGAUUCAGUGGAGUCCAGAGGUUGAUCUCCGACGCCAGCAAAGUCAAGGUCCAGGGACCUGGUCUCACUAGAGCUGUCAGAGGGCAGCCAAACACCUUCACUGUGGAUGCUUCUAAUGCAGGCAACAACAUGAUGUUUAUUGGUAUGCUGGGUCCAAAAGGACCAUGUGAUGAACUGCUGGUCAAACACCAGGGCAAUCUGCAGUACGGCGUCCAGUACAUCGUCAAGGACAGUGGCCGCUACACCAUGGCCAUCAGAUGGGGAGACCAGGAAGUGCCCGGAAGCCCAUUUUCAGUGGAGGUCCAGUAG